This is a messenger RNA of Spinacia oleracea (spinach), 3293 nucleotides long. RefSeq names its product protein FAR1-RELATED SEQUENCE 5-like. The coding region runs from base 296 to 2728 and encodes 810 amino acids. Gene Ontology annotation, molecular function: zinc ion binding. Lineage: Eukaryota; Viridiplantae; Streptophyta; Magnoliopsida; Caryophyllales; Amaranthaceae. The record is from RefSeq and is a predicted model, not a curated record. The transcript is spliced from 4 exons.
AUUUCUGACCUAGUUUUGAUUAUCGAUUCCAAUUCUAUUAGUAUUGAAUUGAAAUUAUUAAUUGUUGAUUAUCGAAUUGUUUAUUUGCUGAAUUUCGUGAGCUUCUUUUAUAAUUUGAAUUGCCGAAUUGCACUCAUAUUUGGUGAGUUGUUUUUGUUUUGUUUUUUAUUUUCUGAUUUGUUUUUUAUUUUGAUUUUUGAUUUGUAUUUGUUAUAUAUUUUAGAUUUUUGAUUAUCUAUUUGUUCCUUUGAAUUUUGUUUUUAAUUUAUGUGUUCAAAUUUGUAUUCAAUCAUGUAUGUGUUUCAUGUUUUUGAUUUACAGAUCAGUAUUCUUUCGAGCAAUGGCAUCAGAAUUUCAUCAUAGUUCGUCCUCAUCAUUGACGGAAUCAAAUUCUGUUGUGGAUAAUGAACAAUAUGCAAGUUGUUCUAAUUCAAAUGUGGCUGUUACUCCUGAAGUAAUUCCUAUAUUAAGUCCAGGGGGAACGAGAGAAUGGAUUCCAUGUUGUUCUGAUGAGUUAAAACCUGUUGUAGGGAUGAAAUUUAUGAGUGUCGAAGAGGGUAUUUCAUUUUAUAAAGCAUAUUCAAAAGCUGCUGGUUUUGUGAUGAGGAAAUCUACUGCUACAAAAAGGAAGGCACUAGACGUUAUUGCUUUUCAGUAUUGUUUAUGCAACAAGGCUGGUUUCAAAGAAAAAGCAAUAGUUAAGGUUGGAGGCAUGCCAAAUGUUAAAAAAGGGGAAGGUAAUGAAGAUAAAGUACCUAUACCUCGAAGAAGGCUAGUUACUCGUGUUGGUUGCAAGGCUCGGAUGGUUAUGAAGUAUAAAAAUGAAGGUUUUUAUGUGGUGACUGAAUUCCGAGAGCCACAUGUUCAUGCUCUUUACACCCCGGGUUGUCUAAAAUUUCAGAAAGCGGGUAGGAAAAUGAAUAUUCUUCAUAAGAAGAUGAUUAUUGAUAAUUCGAAGGUGAACAUUGGUCCGGUUAAGACUUUUAGAUUGAUGAAGGAGUUAGUUGGAUCGUAUGAUAACGUUGGUGCAUCCAAGCAAGAUUUCAAAAAUUUUCAUAGAGAUUUGAAGGCUUACAUUGAAGGAUCGGAUGCCCAAAUGUUUGUGAAUAACUUUCAGAACAAGAAGUUGUUAUGGAGUGCAUUUUUCUUUGACUAUGAGGUGGAUGAAGACGAGCAACUUUGUAAAGCUUUUUGGGCAGAUCCAAUAUGUAGAAAGAAUUAUGCACUCUUUGGUGAUAUGGUUUCUUUUGACACCACAUUUCAAACAAAUAGGUAUAAUAUGAUAUUUGGCCCAUUUACUGGAGUUGAUCACCACAAGAAGUGUGUUACUUUUGGUGCUGCUUUAAUAGCCCAUGAGGACAUCGUGUCUUUUGAGUGGGUUUUUAGAACUUUCCUCAAGGCAAUGGGAGGUAAUGAGCCAGCUUGUUUGAUUACGGAUGAAGAUCCGGCAAUGAAAAUAGCUAUUCCUAAAGUGUUUCAGACCGCUGAGCAUAGGUUUUGUAUGUGGCAUAUAAUGAAAAAAAUGCCUGAGAAAGUCGGCCGUCAGAUUACGCAAGAUACCCUGUUUCUUAAUAAAAUUUGCAAAUGUGUUUGGAGUGAAGAGAUUGAGCCAACAGAAUUUGAAGAGAAAUGGGGAAAGGUUCUUGCUGAGUUCAAGCUUCAAGACCAUGAGUGGUUGAAGCAGUUGUAUGAGAAGCGUCAAAUGUGGAUCCCAGCAUACUUUAGAGAUUCGUUUCUAUGUGGUAUCAUGAGGACUACAUCAAGGUCAGAGAGUGAGAACAAUUUUUAUACAAAGUUUACCAAUCCCCAUCUCACUCUAGUAGAGUUUUACAUGAGAUUUGAGAGUGCAUUGGAUGCUCAAAGACAUACUCAAGGUCAAUUUGACAAUGAUUCUAAACACAAGCAUCCAGAAUGUAAGACUUCCUUUGCAUUAGAGAAACAUGCUUCUAAAAUCUACACUGUUUCAGUCUUUUAUGAUUUUCAAGAGGAGCUCGAGAUUGGUUGCUUUCACUGUGGACUUGAGGAGUACAAGAAAGAAAAUGGGUUUGAAAUCUUUACCAUUAGAGAAGGAUGUAGAAUAAGAAAGUUUGAUGUUAGUUUUAACCCGGCUAACCUAGAUAGUAAGUGUAUGUGCAAGAUGUUUGAGAGGUUAGGGAUUCCUUGUAGGCACAUGAUUUGGGUGUGGAAGGCAAAGAUGAUUGAGUAUAUUCCUGAUGCUUAUGUGCUAAAUAGGUGGACUAGUUUGGCAACUAAAACGCCAAUUUUUGAUUUAGAAGGAAAUAUCUUGGAGGCAUGUGUUAACUUUGUUGAUUGUAAAAGAAUGUUAAAUGAGUUAUGGUCAGAAAUUCACACAUGUGUGAGUUUGGCUCAGGGUAAUGAAGAAGAUCUUACUGAUCUUGUGAAGAAUUUAAAAGGUUUAAGGUUAAACUUGGAAGCUAAGAAGAGUUCUAACAAUCAUGAAAACAAUGGUUCUCCUAGCAAAGCAACAGACAUCGAGCUACUGAUUGGAGCUACCCUUCCUACUGAAAUUGUGGUUAAGCCGCCUAAAAUUUCAAAGAACAAAGGCACGGGGGUUCAUGUUCCAGGUACAGGUAGUGACAAACGAUUGAAAGGUGACAAGGAAAAGGCAAUUGAGCAAAGCCAAAAGAAGAAAAGGUUAUGUAGAGGUUGUGGAGAGCUUGGUUACCAUGAUAUCCGGAAUUGCCCACAUAAAGUGAAAGAAAAUUAAUUGUCAUUAAAAGCUUCUCGCCAAAGAAUACACAAUUUCAUCAUUCACCAUCGCCACAUAGAUCCUCUCACUUUUUGAAGUGUUAUUUUUUUAUAGUUUUUUUUUUUGUGUUACGUUUUUGGACAUUGUCAUAUUUUCCAUGAACAAUGUAUAUCUAUAUAGUUUUUUCAUGGCUCUGAAAAAUAUACUUUAUGUUCCUUUUGCUUAACUAUUAUUUUCAACAAUUAAAAGGUAUCCCCAUGCAUAUUGUUGAUAUUAUUAUUUUCGCCCGCAUGACUUCUCAUUUUAGCUUAUCGUUGUACAAAAGUUCACUUCAUUCAUCUACAAUACAAACACUAAACCAAAUUUUAAGAAAUAAAGUUAAAAGUUCGAUGUUAUGAGUAAGUAAAGUAAUUGUUCUAAUUCAACUAAGUAAAUGUUCUGAAUUCAAAGAGACAAAGUUCUUAAUUUAAAAAGUUCUUAGUUCUUAAAAAAGUUAAAAGUUAGUGCACAAAAUGUAAAUGCUCUAAGUCAACUUACCAUACGUUUUGAAAUAACAUAGUAUUUGUUCCGAAUCACGUUCAAC